Molecule: messenger RNA, 3092 nt
Organism: Phalaenopsis equestris
Lineage: Eukaryota; Viridiplantae; Streptophyta; Magnoliopsida; Asparagales; Orchidaceae
Product: kinesin-like protein KIN-4A
Biological process (GO): mitotic spindle organization; microtubule-based movement
Molecular function (GO): microtubule binding; ATP binding; microtubule motor activity
Source: RefSeq, a predicted model, not a curated record
UCUGAUCUUCGUCUCCGCGGCUCCAUCUUCUUCUUCCUGGAAUUCUGAUUCUUGGUUUUGGUUCGAGGUUUUAUGGUUGUGCGAGAGUGGAGUUUGGGGGGUUGGUGACAGAAUGACGAUUGAGAACGGGGAGGAUUGCUGCGUGAAGGUGGCGGUUCACAUCCGGCCGCUCAUCGGCGAUGAGAGGAUUCAGGGAUGCAAGGAUUGCGUUACAGUCGUCUCCGGCCAGCCGCAGAUACAAAUUGGCACUCAUUCUUUUACUUUCGACCACGUCUACGGCAGCACUGGUUCUCCACCGGCAGCCAUGUUUGAAGAACUAGCUGCUCCGCUCGUCGACAGCUUAUUCCAAGGAUACAAUGGUACAGUCCUCGCUUAUGGUCAGACUGGUUCUGGGAAAACAUACACUAUGGGAACUGGAGGCAGAGAUGGAUCUCAAACUGGAAUAAUCCCACAAGUUAUGAAUGCAUUAUUCCACAAGAUUGAAAACCUCAAACAUCACACUGAAUUUCAGCUGCGAGUCUCGUUCAUUGAGGUUUUGAAGGAAGAAGUAAAGGAUCUAUUGGAUCCUGGAUUGGCAGGAAAAGUUGAGCCCGGCAAUAUGCAUGUUGCUAAGAUUGCUAUACCGGGGAAAACCCCGAUACAAAUCCGAGAGGGUUCGAAUGGAGUCAUCACUCUUGCAGGGUCUACUGAAGUUGAUGUUCGAACCAAAAAGGAAAUGAUUGCUUGUCUCGAGCAGGGUUCUUUUAAUCGUGCAACCGGAAGCACCAACAUGAAUAACCAAUCAAGUCGUUCCCACGCCAUCUUCACAAUCACAUUGGAGCAGAUGCAUAAACCAAAUCAAAUAUUCUCUGUCGAUGGCAUGCCUCUCGAGGAUAUAAAUGAGGAUUGUCUAUUUGCAAAACUCCAUCUUGUUGAUCUCGCCGGAUCAGAGCGGGCCAAGCGCACAGGUUCAGAUGGUCUACGAUUUAAGGAAGGUGUUCAUAUUAACAGAGGGCUACUAGCUUUAGGCAAUGUAAUAAGUGCUCUUGGUGAUGAGAAGAAGAGGAAAGAUGGUGCUCAUGUUCCUUACAGGGACAGCAAACUUACUAGGCUUUUGCAGGAUUCACUUGGUGGAAACAGCAGGACUGUUAUGAUAGCUUGCAUCAGUCCGGCAGACAUCAAUGUUGAGGAAACUCUUAACACACUUAAAUACGCUAACCGUGCUCGAAACAUUCAAAAUAAGCCCAUUGUUAAUAGGAAUUUGAUGUCGAAUGAGAUGCAGAGGAUGCAGCAACAGCUAGAGUACUUGCAAGCGGAACUACUAUGUGCUCGCGGCGGAGGGGUGUCGAAUGACGAAGUUCAGGCUCUCAAGGAGAGAAUUUCAUGGCUUGAAACAACCAAUGAAGAUCUUUGUCGGGAACUCGAUGAUUAUCGCAGCAGAUUCUCUCUACCAGAACAUUUUACUACUGAGAAUCAAAAAUAUAGAAGCAAUUUAGGCCAAAUGGAAGGGUUGAAGAGAAGCUUGAGCACAGAGUCUUUUGACUAUCAAAUGGCUGAAAGCCUCAGAGGUGAUAACUAUAAGGAGGUUGAUGAAGAGGCAGCCAAAGAAUGGGAGCAUACUAUGUUGCAGGAUACGAUGGGGAGGGAAUUGAAUGAGUUAAAUAAACGUCUUGAGCAGAAAGAGUUAAGGAAGGAAGGUAGGAGAAAUGAAUAUGAAAGACAUAAACUUCAAGCCUUGAAUCAGAGACAGAAAAUGGUUCUUCAGAGGAAGACAGAAGAGGCUGCCAUGGCCACCAAAAAGCUGAAAGAGUUGCUCGAAGCUCGCAAAGCUUCGGCAAAGGAUAAUUCCGUUAUGUCAAAUGGAAGUCCACCAGGAAGUCAGAUGAAUGAGAAGCCGUUUCAGCGGUGGCUCGAUCAUGAACUUGAGGUCAUGGUGAACGUGCAUGAGGUUCGCAUAGAAUAUGAGAAGCAAAGCCAAGUACGUGCCGCCCUUGCAGAAGAGAUUGCUAUGAUCAAACAAGAAGGAAAGAAUGGGCAGGCUCGAGUGUCCAAUAUGUCGCCAAACGCAAGAUUAACAAUGCUCACAUCGCUUGAGAACAUGGUGAGCAUGUCAUCAAAUGCUCUCGUAGCGAUGGCCUCUCAGCUUUCGGAGGCUGAGGAACGAGAGCGAGCAUUCACCAGCCGUGGUCGGUGGAAUCAAUUGCGAUCAAUGGGAGAUGCAAAGAAUUUGCUUCAAUACAUGUUUAAUGUUGCUGCCGAUGCAAGAUGUCAGUUAAGGGACAAGGAAAUAGAGAUGAAGGAGUUGAAGGAGCAACUGAAUGAGCUCGUUGGUAUUCUCCGACAGAGCGAAGCAAAGAGGAAGGAGCUCGAAAAACAGCAAACAUUGAAAGAACAGACCGUUUACAUGGAAAUGGCGAAUACGCCUCCGUCGAACACAAAUGGUUCAUUGAAACACUCGGCUGACGAAACCAACACGCCGGCUUCUCCAAUCGCCAUACCUGCACAAAAGCAGCUGAAAUACACACCAGGCAUCGCGAACGGGCGAGGAAGAGAAACCGCAACCUUUACCAACCAACCAUUAAAGCUGGUGCCUCUUGGUCAGGCAUCCAUAGGUAAGAAGAUGGCAGUAGGAAGCCAAGGAGGAAAGCUAUGGAGAUGGAAAAGGAGCCAUCACAGAUGGCUAAUACAGUUCAAAUGGAAGUGGCAGAAGCCAUGGAGGUUGUCUGAGUUGAUAAGGCUUAGCGACGAGACGAUCGUUAGAACGAAGCCCAGAAUCUUACCAGCUCGAGACACGAAUCUUCGACGCACGACCCUCAUAGAUGCCUAAACCUCCUAACUAUUUUUACAGGGUUUUUACAUAAGAUUUAUAAGAAAGGCUCUGACUGAAUCAAAGCUCUCAUGGCAUUGGUGGCAUCUUUUGUAAAUAUGAUGGUGGCGCCUUCCUUCAUAUUUCAGUUGGUGAAAAAUGAGAUUUUUUUUUUUUUUUGAUUUUUUUUUUUAGUUUUAUAGAUCUGUAUGGAAUUUGUAUUCCUUUGGUUGGUUUUGUUAUAUUGGUUUUAUGCACUGGAAGCAUAUUAUUGUAAAGUGAUUUUAAUGUCAGUGUUCCUCCUCUU